Molecule: messenger RNA, 2225 nt
Organism: Meleagris gallopavo (turkey)
Lineage: Eukaryota; Metazoa; Chordata; Aves; Galliformes; Phasianidae
Source: RefSeq, a predicted model, not a curated record
UGGAUAUAAAUGUAAUUUUUUAGGAUCAGAACACUUGGGAACAUGGCUCUGAGAGGGAGAGAAGCCAGCAGCAGCUCCGCUGAUGACAUGCAAGAGCAGAACUGCAGUCGUGUCAUUACAAUUGUCUUCCUGGCACUCCUCAUCGACUUGUUGGGAUUUGCUCUCAUCUUGCCAUUGUUUCCUUCCAUCCUUGAUUAUUACAGCCAGACUGAGGAUGGAUUCUAUUUGUCAUUGCAACGUGGUGUGGACUGGUUUGCAGCAAUGGUUGGAAUGCCUCCAGAGAGGAAAUACAACAGUGUCUUGUUUGGAGGCUUGAUUGGCUCAGUGUUUUCCAUCCUUCAGUUUUUCUCCUCUCCCCUCACUGGAGCUGUAUCAGACUGCUUGGGCAGAAGGCCAGUCAUCUUGAUGACAGCGAUGGGUUUGAUAGCAUCUUAUGCACUAUGGGCUGCAUCUCGGUCUUUCGGCGUUUUUCUUCUCUCCAGGAUGAUAGGUGGAAUAAGCAAAGGGAAUGUCAGCCUCUGCACAGCUAUAAUUGCUGACUUGGGCUCUCCAAAAGCACGGAGCAAGGGCAUGGCAAUGAUUGGUGUUGCUUUCUCCCUCGGUUUUACUCUGGGUCCCAUGAUUGGAGCUUAUCUAGCCAUGAAGACAGAAAAAGGAGAAGUCUUCUAUCUUCGUUCAGCAUUAUUAGCACUCACGUUUGCUGCAGCUGACUUGAUUUUCAUCUUCUUCCUGCUUCCAGAGACACUUCCCAAAGAAAAACGGGUCUCCUCUGUGACAACUGGGUUUCAGGCAGCAGCUGACCUGCUCAGUCCUUUGGCUUUAUUUCGGUUCUCUGCAGUCACCCAAGGAAAGGAGGCUCCUUCAGAUCAGAAUCUUCAGAACCUCAAAAUCUUGGGCCUGGCUUACUUCCUGUACCUCUUCCUGUUUUCUGGAUUGGAGUAUACACUAAGUUUUCUUACUCACCAGAGAUUCCAGUUCAGCAGUAUGCAGCAGGGCAAGAUGUUUUUCUUUAUUGGAAUAACAAUGGCUGUGAUCCAGGGAGGCUAUGCUCGCCGAAUAAAGCCAGGAAAUGAAAUCAGAGCCGUAAAAAGGGCCAUUUUGGUGUUGAUUCCAGCAUUCCUGUUAAUUGGAUGGGCUGCAAAUGUGACCCUGCUGAGCGCUGGACUGUUGCUGUACUCGUUUGCUGCUGCCAUUGUUAUCCCGUGUUUGUCUGCAGUGGUAUCAGGCUACGGUUCUGCCAGCCAAAAAGGAAGAGUCAUGGGGAUCCUGAGGAGCCUGGGAGCUCUUGCGAGGGCGCUGGGACCUGUCCUGUCAGCCACGGUUUACUGGCUGGCAGGGGCAGAGAGUUGCUUCACCAUCUGUGGAGCUUUUUUCCUCAUCCCCUUCAUUUUACUCGGUUCUAUCAAACAGCAGUCAAAGGAGAAGUAGGCAAAGGCAAGAAGAAACCAGAGCUAUCAUCAGCUUCCAAGGACCUCCCCACCACCCAAUUCUCACCACCUGAGUCCAGUGACCAAACUGGGAGAAGAGGAUGUUCUGGAAGGAAAAGUGCAAUGACCACAUGCAGUAACAGCGGGCUGCAGAUUUCUUAUGGCCUCCACAAGCACUUCAGUUGACAGCCUCACAAUUGUCUUGGCCGGUUUUGAAAAUGAAACCAAAAAAGGGAAAACAAAACAUGUAGCAGUUCAGUAAAGCAUGAAGACCAUCAGAUGAGGCUUGGCAAGCUGAGACUGGCGUUAUGGCAGCGCUGCUGCACACCAUGCCCCAAAAUGACAGUUGGACACCAAGUGCUGCUCGCCACCACGCUGCAGUCCAUAAGGUGCUGCUCUUUGCGCAUCUCCUUUGUCAUCAGCACAAGCCUGAUGAACCCCACUGCCCAAAGCCUCUGCGAAGAGGACUCUUCUGCCUCCAGCUAGCAGAGAACAAAUGUACAGGAGUUGUCUGACAGACACUGGAUGCUGCACAGUUAUCUAUCAGUGGAGCUGGUAAGAGCCGUACCAACUGCCUUAAAACCUGAUAAUCAAAAAGAAGAGCAAGCAGCACGCUCCAGGCUUCCUGAGCCUGACUGGUACUUGGUCUUAAAUGGACUGUUUUUACUACACAAUUAAAUUGAGCUGUUUUAUAUUUCUGGUACUGCAUGUUUUUUGAUGACCAAUCACUGUUUGUUUGCAUUACAAAUAAACUGUUACGUUGUGCACUCAUCCAGCCAGUGAUCAGUGCAAACCCAA